Macroventuria anomochaeta is the source of this 1479-nucleotide messenger RNA. RefSeq lists its product as uncharacterized. The record is from RefSeq and is a predicted model, not a curated record. The transcript is spliced from 2 exons. NCBI's taxonomy places the organism in Eukaryota, Fungi, Ascomycota, Dothideomycetes, Pleosporales, Didymellaceae. Bases 202 to 1389 code for a protein of 395 amino acids.
CUUCUAUUGUUUCGUCACGGACCAGUAACACUCAUUGAUUGUAUCCAAUCGAGACCUUUGGCUGUUUUCUCAUUGCCGCCACGACACCUCGUGAAACCCUGCCCAAUUCUGCGCUUGCACGCUGAUUAGACCAGCCAUAGCUAAAAGGCAUCGUCAAGAAUCAAAUUCAGCAUCAAACAACUCUUCUCUCAUUGCACAGGUAUGAGUUCGACCCUGGACCUCCCAAAGGACGACUCGCCCACUCUCGCCCUCGUCCAUCCCACCAAAGAAGAGCAAUUGAUCCAAUCCAAACUCAACGGCGCCGAAUGGCGAGGCGCCCUCUCACCAUCUGCCUAUCUCCGCCGCGAAGCCACUCUCUCACAGCAAGCCCUGACGAAAGAAGGAGGCAUCACAUACUGGAUUCUGGUCGACACGGCGCUCAAGAACAACCCUCUGGAUCCAGAUUCAAGAACACGACUUCCGCUCGCCAGCUGCGAGACGUACCGCAAGAAGGCGCUUGUAUCGCGAGAUGGCAAGCUGCAAGAGGUCGUAUCUCAUGGCAUCGGGAGUGUGUUCUGCGGGCAGCAUCUGCGGAAGAGAGGGUAUGCGCAGAGGAUGAUGACGGAGCUUGGGAAGACGUUGCGGACGCAUCAGACAGAUGAGAAGGAGUGUCUGUUCACCAUUUUGUACUCUGACAUCGGCAAGAAAUUCUACGCUUACUUUGGCUGGGAGCCAUUUCCCUCGUCUCACAUCGCACUUCCAGCAAGCUCUUCUACACCAACAGCUAACCUACCCACUGCCCGAUCAUUGUAUGCGGAGGACCUCCCUGAGUUGUGUAAACUCGACGAGGCUCUUAUUAGGAAGGGCUUGGAGUCGCGGCCGAAGGGUAGUAAGACUGCGGUAGCACUCAUUCCUGACAUCGAGACCGUGCAAUGGCAUCACGCACGAGAGGAGUUCGUCGGCCAGGAGGUUCACGGCAAGGUGCCAAAGAUUAAGGGUGCCAUAGUGGGCGAAGAGUUAGGCAAGCGCGUCUGGUGCUACUGGACGCGCGUGUGGUACAAUGAGGAUGUCUCGAUUGUGAAGGGCAACACGAUGCACAUCCUACGCCUCGUAGUCGAAGACGACGUGUUGGGGAGCAAGAGUUUGACCGAGGGUGAUGGAUAUAGCGCGGCCAUCACAGCCUUGUUAGCAUUCGCGCAGCGUGAGGCAGAGGAGUGGAAGACGGAACAUGUAGAGCUUUGGAGCCCUUCAGCAUCAGCGCUGGCCGGGGCUCAGAUAUUGGACAAGAGCGCGAAGGUGAUCGAUAGGGACGCAGAGAGCAUUGCGAGUCUACUGUGGUACCCAGAGCACAAAGGACCAGCCGCAGACCAUGUUGACUGGAUCAGCAACGAGAAGUACGCGUGGUGCUGAGAAACCUCUAGGUAGCGAGUGACACAAAGGUUCUCAAGCAAUCGCCUAGCAUAGGCACAAUAUUCGUAGUCUUUUGCCAAUUUAAUCUUU